Molecule: messenger RNA, 2382 nt
Organism: Aspergillus calidoustus
Lineage: Eukaryota; Fungi; Ascomycota; Eurotiomycetes; Eurotiales; Aspergillaceae
Source: the annotation of a GenBank genome assembly
AUGUUGAGACAGAUCGUCGGGCAACGGGCCUCGCUCCGGACGUUGGCACCAUGCCUUCGUCGCGGCCUUGCCACAGCCUCGGACUCUACGCCCACCUCCUCACGCAUGCCUCCCUACCCUAAGAUCGUGCAAAACCUCGAACAAGUGCGCAAGGUCCUUGGGUCAUCCCGCGCCCUCACCCUCGCUGAAAAGAUUCUCUACUCCCAUCUCGCCAAUCCCGAGGAGUCGCUGCUGACUGGCACAAACAAUGGACGGGAUAUCCGUGGACAGGCAGACUUGAAGCUGAAGCCCGACCGAGUCGCCAUGCAGGAUGCCUCGGCGCAAAUGGCUCUGCUGCAAUUCAUGUCCUGUGGCUUGCCUUCGACUGCAGUCCCGGCCAGCAUUCACUGUGACCACAUGAUUGUUGGUGAGCGUGGUGCCGACACUGAUCUGCCUGCUUCGAUCGAGGGAAACCGCGAGGUGUUUGACUUCUUGGAGAGCGCGUCGAAGCGCUAUGGAAUUGAGUUCUGGCCGCCUGGUGCGGGUAUCAUUCACCAGAGCGUCUUGGAAAACUACUCUGCUCCCGGUCUGAUGAUGCUCGGAACCGACAGCCACACCCCCAACGCUGGUGGUCUCGGUGCGAUUGCCAUCGGUGUUGGUGGUGCGGAUGCCGUUGACGCUCUUGUCGAUGCUCCGUGGGAGCUCAAGGCCCCGCGCAUCCUCGGUGUGAGACUUGAGGGCAGGCUGCAGGGCUGGGCCUCGCCAAAGGACAUUAUCCUGCACCUCGCUGGAAAGCUGACUGUGCGCGGCGGAACCGGCUUCGUGAUCGAAUAUCACGGCCCCGGCGUCGAGACCCUUAGCUGCACUGGCAUGGCCACCAUCUGUAACAUGGGCGCUGAGGUCGGCGCCACCACCUCCCUCUUCCCCUUCUCCCCCAACCACGUCCCCUACCUGCAGGCCACCCAUCGCGGAGACGUCGCCGAGGCCGCAGCCAAGAUUGCCGCUGGCGGCCCAUCAAGUCUCCUGCGCGCCGACACCAACGCAGAAUACGACCAGCUCAUCACCAUUGACCUCUCUACGCUCGAGCCCCACAUCAAUGGUCCCUUUACCCCGGAUCUCUCAGUCCCUCUCUCCCGCUUCGCCGAGACCGUUCGCGAGAACAAGUGGCCCGAGACCUUUGGCGCCGGCCUCAUCGGCAGCUGCACCAACAGCUCCUACGAGGACAUGACCCGCGCCGAGCACCUUGUCAAGCAAGCCUCCGCCGCUGGCCUCACCCCCAAGGCGGACCUCUUCAUCACCCCCGGCAGUGAGCAGAUCCGCGCAACACUCGACCGCGACCAAACCCUCUCCACCUUCUCCUCCGCUGGCGGCACCGUUCUCGCCAACGCCUGUGGCCCCUGCAUCGGCCAAUGGAAGCGCACAGACAAUAUCCCCAAGGGCGAAGACAAUGCCAUCUUCACCUCGUACAACCGCAACUUCCCCGGCCGCAACGACGGCAACCGCCGCACAAUGAACUUCCUCGCCUCCCCCGAGCUCGUCACAGCCCUCACCUACGCCGGCACCACAACCUUCAACCCCAUGACCGACUCCAUCCCCACCCCCUCGGGAACCCCCUUCCGCUUUGAACCCCCCACAGGCUCCGAUCUCCCCUCCAAGGGCUUUGAAGCCGGAAACCCCGCUUUCCAACCCUCCGCCCCCGUCCCCAACGCCUCCAUCGACGUCAAAGUCUCCCCGACAUCCUCCCGCCUCGCCCUCCUAGAACCCUUCCCCCCAUUCCCCGAGGGCGACCUCCAAAAUCUCUCAGUCCUCUACAAGGUCCGCGGCCAGUGCACAACAGACACCAUCUCCGCCGCGGGUCCCUGGCUCAAAUACAAGGGCCACCUCCCCAACAUCUCCGCCAACACACUCAUCGGCGCCGUCAACGCCGCAACCGGUGAGACCAAUGUCGCCUACGACGAGGACGGCUCCACACACAGCAUCCCCGACCUCGCUGCCAAGUGGAAGGCCCAGGGCCGCGAGUGGCUCGUCGUCGCAGAGGAUAACUACGGCGAGGGUUCUGCCCGUGAACACGCUGCCCUGCAGCCGCGGUACCUCGGUGGCCGCGUCAUCCUGGCCAAGUCCUUUGCGCGCAUUCACGAGACGAAUCUGAAGAAGCAGGGCGUUGUCCCGCUUACGUUUGCCGAUAAGGCAGACUACGAUAAGAUCGAUGCGUGCGAUCUUGUGCGCACCGAGGGUCUGUACGAGACGCUAAAGAACGGUGGCAAGGGCGAGAUUACGAUCCGUGUUACCAAGAAGAAGACUGGUGAGGAGGUUGUUAUCCCGGUCAAGCACACAUUGAGUGCGGAUCAGAGUUCGUUUAUUCUUGCGGGGAGUGCGUUGAAUGUGCUCUCGAAGAAGCAGUAG